Molecule: messenger RNA, 5119 nt
Organism: Pogona vitticeps (central bearded dragon)
Lineage: Eukaryota; Metazoa; Chordata; Lepidosauria; Squamata; Agamidae
Source: RefSeq, a predicted model, not a curated record
GGGAAAGUGACAAAAUGUUGAUUGUCAUUUUCAACUUCCAGCAAGAACUUAUCCAGAGUUACAUAUAUGAGACAGAGAAUUAGACUCUGUGUUUGCAGACAGGUUUUUUAAUACCCUGUAGUUGCUGACCAGCAUCUGUGGGUCACCUAAAAGAUGCUCUUACCAAGGGGCUGAGGCCUCCAGCAAACCCAAACGCUUAUGCUGUACUGAUAACUUUAGACCUUGUGUUUUCUCUCAUUCUGAAAUAACAGGUAAUUCCUUCAGGGACCUCCAGAUAUCACCUCCUUUCUGUCUAGACAUAGAACAAGUUGAAGUCAUCACAGAAGGAUAAAGUUCGGCAGUUUAUGAUCUUUACACAGUCCAGCGAAAAGACCGCAGUGAAUUGUCUGUCUCAGAAUGACUGGAAGUUAGAUGUUGCAACAGAUAACUUUUUUCAGAAUCCUGAACUAUAUAUACGAGAAAAUGUUAAGGGCUCAUUGGACAGAAAGAAGUUAGAACAGCUAUACAACAGAUAUAAAGAUCCUCAAGAUGAGAAUAAAAUCGGCAUAGAUGGUAUUCAGCAGUUUUGUGAUGACCUUGCACUUGACCCUGCCAGUAUUAGUGUAUUGAUCAUUGCCUGGAAGUUCAGAGCUGCAACGCAGUGUGAAUUUUUAAAAGUGGAAUUCAUGGAUGGGAUGACAGAACUAGGAUGUGACAGCAUAGAAAAACUAAAGGCCCAGCUUCCUAAAAUGGAACAAGAAUUGAAAGAGCCAGGAAGAUUUAAGGAUUUCUAUCAGUUUACAUUCAACUUUGCAAAAAAUCCAGGACAGAAAGGUUUAGACUUAGAAAUGGCCAUCGCCUAUUGGAAUUUAGUACUUCAUGGAAGAUUCAAAUUCCUAGACUUGUGGAACAAAUUUUUAUUGGAACAUCAUAAAAGGUCUAUACCGAAGGAUACCUGGAACCUCCUGCUAGAUUUCAGUGCGAUGAUAGCAGAUGACAUGUCAAAUUAUGACGAGGAAGGAGCAUGGCCAGUUCUUAUUGAUGACUUCGUGGAAUUUGCACGCCCUCAGAUUGCUGGAAUAAAAAGUACAACAGUGUAGUGCUAAAUGAACCAUCUAGAAUGUACAUAGUCUGUACAAAUAAACAUAAUGGGGAAAAACUGCGCAGUCAAUUUCUGACGACUGGCUGAACAGGACUGAAGACCAAUCCUCAAGAAAUAAAGGCUGAGGGUUGAGGCAAGCUUUUAAGGAUAGACCUUGGACCAUAUCAGACCAUGGGUGAUUUGGGCUUCUCUCCUAGCCUGAGCCAUCCUUGCCCAUCUGAAAACUCCAGCAUAACGGAUCUCAUCCUUUUUCUUUUUUUUUUAAUGGAGCACCCAAACCACUUUCCAUAAACGUUAAAUGUUUUUGGAUGGUUCUUUUGAAAUUUCUGGUUCCACCUAAAGCUUCAAAGGUCAGCAUUGCAACUUGGUUGUUUUAUUUUUAAAAAGAAGGAAAGAUCUUCAAGUAACAUUCUUUUGGGCUAGCUGCAAAGACUACGUUGAGACGAUCCAAGAACAAUGAUACGUGGUUUCCUUAUCCUCUGUUUACAGCUAUUGUCAGUGUGAGUGACAUGUUAUUUUCUUUGCUCUUAUUCAGAGCAAUUGUCAAAACCAAGCCCUGGAUUUUUCCCUCUGCUCAACAUCAGGCUACCUAGUUGUACAGGUGCUUGACUGGAUGCUGUGGAAAUGCAGCACUGAUACUGAGCACUUUCAGAGGUGCUUGCAUUUUAAUAAUUGAGUCAGAAACACUGGGUGCCUCUUGUUGAGUGUUGGAUCCUCCUUUAGGACUCCACUACCUGGGCCAGGUGAGGAACCUGGAGUGUCCACUUCUUUUCUCACUCUAAGUGUGGCUUCCUACGUCCACCAGCACUUUGGCCCUGAUCACCGUAUUUCUUUACAAUAUCGCAUAUGAUGUAUCAAAUGGAAACAGGUUGAAUCUGGAAUGCCUGUGUCCAUGUCAACUGAUAACAACCUAACAUCUCGGUAGCCUGCCUCAGAAUUUCAUUGCAUCAUACUCUUGUCUGGUGGUUGUCAAGAAUUUCAGGAAUUUCGGGGCCUAUUUCUUCAACACUCCUUGGGGUUUGUUGGGUUGUGCAGUGUCUAUCGUAUAACUCUUAGCUGCGCCUUUUCAAAAAUGUUCGUUAACUGUUUCAAGGUGGACAGAGCUAGGGUGAAGUUGGCCAAGCUGUUUCUUAUAUCCAAUGAAGGCAACAUUACAAAAUAAGGAUCAGCAGGUUUAAUUUAAAACGUAGAUAAUAGGCUGCUCACAAAUGCUCCUAGAGCAAUAAAAUUUUGUGGCAUUAAAAAAGCUCAUCUUCCUGUUGAGGAAAUCCCUGUCCAUUAUUCCUAGUUCAGUUCUGCUGAAAUGUUAAGGCUUGAACACUGUGCGGAAUUUUUAAUGUUUGUUUCACAAUGUAAAAUUCUUGAUUAGGGUUAAGGAAGGAUUUUGAUUGUGGGUAUGAAAUAACAAUGAGUGUGAUAACAAAUUUUGCAGGCAUGAUGACUUGAGCGAUGCAAUACAAAUCUUUAUGAUGUUGGUGGUACUUCUAUGAUAGUGUCAUUCAUCAGUGAUGGGUGAAUCUGUUAUUCUCUUAACUGCCUCCCUUUGUAGCUGCCAAAGGGAGGCACUAGAAGUUUAAUGAGGCUCUAGUACUGUAUAUACUUCAGGAGUGGGCAUAUAGGACUGCAGGCGUGAUAUAUGAUGAGGAAUUCAGCAGAGGGCCACAGAACACCCACCCCUGGUAUAGAUGGAAAGCUAUGUGUACAAGGGUUCCUCAUACAUAAUAGUAUCAGUGACAGCAUGGCUGUAUUGUUAACAGUGGAGAUUUUGCUUUAGUGAAGCUCCUGUCCCAGAGUUUGAGCCAGAAUUUAGAAAUCCAUCUUUCCCAAGUGUAUAAAUUAUAUCCAGCACAAUCCAAUUAAACUGAUGAAGCACUUACAGUGGGACAGACUUAAGUUUGUCCUUGACUCUUCCAUUGACUUCGGUGGAACCAUGUGCUUAACUUUGGCUGGAUAAGAGCCAGCCCCAGUGCAGGUGUAAUGUUGAUCAAUCUCCUUAACAAUGUUUAAAAUAUUGUGAGCAUCCUGGAGAUUUCUGUUUUCAGCCUAAAUUACCUUUGGCUUUAGAUUUCCACAAAGGUUAAUGCUAACUAUGGUUACCUUUAAAUUGGGAUUGAGUCUUAAAAUGAGGGACUCAUUUCCACACAGCUUGAUUCAUGUCAGCCUUGGCCCAGAUGUCACACUAUGUGACAUAGUUGAACUUUAGUAAGAGGAAGAAUUGGCCUUGGAGAUCUCUCAGUCUUUCAACUACGAUUAAAGGACUGGGAAAAGUUGCAUUUGUACUGGGCCGCUGUGUGUUUAGUUUGCCACUACAUUUGUGUCCAAUGCACAAAAUCCAGCUGUUUACUUUGAAGUGUGGUUUUAUUGUGUUUUUAUAUGACAGAAGCAUCCAAAAUGCCUUCUAGCUGUAAUGCCAUUUUAACUUCAUCAGUAGUAGUUUUUGUUGUUGUCAAGUUCCUCCUUUUUUAAAAAAACGAUCAUUUCACAGAGGUAACAGGAAAUUUCCCGUCCAGGUUGUUUAAAAAUCCUCUUUUAAUAUUCAGGAAUGAGACACUCAGAUCUGGCAUUAAGUAGUGUCUCAUGAUGGAUGGUUCAUUUCCCCCACAUGCAAUUAAUUAGGUACACACGUACAAAUACAAUUUUAGAAAGCAACCUUAAGUAUUAAAUUGUUAAGCUUUUAUUUCAAAAUUUGCGCGAGGUUGUCAGAAAGGUGCCUCCCUGUUUCCUAGCAGUGCCCUUUUGAAAAACAUUCUGCUUGUAUUAAUUUAGGAAACCACUGGAUGAAACUGAGAAUCUCUCUUCAGCUGCUGCAACUGGCAAAGUCAAAUAUAUUGAUUUACUCAUUUGUUCUUUUCUCUCUCUUGUGUAAAUAUCAAUGGAGACUUGAAUUAUGAAAAUUCCACAAGGCGUGUGUGUGCUCUUUUGUCUUAUGAAAAUUUUGGGUACAACUUUCUCAGAAUGAGUCAUUUGAUGUAUGCUGUGUAUUUUUUGUGUUGGCUGUCUUGUUCUUUUGAGUUUUAAUGAGAUGUACUGAAUUCUAUCCCUGUGCAGAGAUUUGGGGCAUAAAUGCCAAGCUGUUCUUGUUUUUUUUUUUAAGGUUAUUCCUUUUGCAGUGUUGAGGCCUUUUCAACAAAAUGGAUCUUGCCAUCAUUUUGGUACUACACAAUUUAUAAUUACUGUGUAAUUAUAAAACUACAUUACAUAAUGCAUUGCUGUCUUAAGUAGCAAAGAAACGAAAGUUAUUUGUGUGAUUACAUCUUUGUGUUUUUAAGGAAAGGGUUCAGUCCCUUCCAGGCACAAGCUGGCCCCUAUCUUCAGUAGCGUGUGUGCUAUCAAAGCCAUGCUUGACUGGACUGAGUGUAGAUGCAGAAGUACUUGGCCAGAUGAUGGUUUCCUUCUGAAUGUAAAUGCCUGGUUCCAGGAAAGACUCAGAAGUGCUCAGACAUGUAUGCCCAUAUGUAUGUGUGUGAGAACAUAUUUUAUUUAAAAGUUGUGAAUUCAAUACCUUUUUAGGUUGAUUUUAUUAAUAAAAACAAUCCAAGCUUUGAACUGGCAGUAGGCUUCCCCUUUUUCUUCUUUGUCAAACAUGAGAAAAAGGAGUGAAUACUUACAAAAAUGUGAAACCCUAAUAUAUGGGCUAAAACUAUCCAACGACACAGAACCCUUGAGAAUUAAGAUUUUAUUUCAGUCUUGCAAUUGGCAUUGGUCUGUAAGUUAAAUGGUCACUCCUCUAAACCAGAGGCAAUAAAGCUCUGGCCGAUUUGUCAUGGUGGAAACUUUUCAUGGAUUAUUUGAUUUAAAAAGUUUUUUUAAAUAUUUUUAGAAAAACAUGACAAGGAAGGAGACGAGAGCAACAGCAUCAUGUUUGCUAUGUACUGUAAAGAUUGUGGUUUGCACAGCAGAGGAAUUUAUUCCUAGCUAUGAUGCAUUGGUUUGAAAAUUCUGACUUUUGUACCUCCAUGUUUAAUGUGGUUGGUCCAAAGCCUACAAUAUAUGACUCUUGAAACAACUUGUUAAAUAAAGUAACUUAUUUCUUCACAA